Thermothelomyces thermophilus ATCC 42464 is the source of this 2207-nucleotide messenger RNA. Its product is annotated as Endonuclease/exonuclease/phosphatase-like protein. The record is from RefSeq and is a predicted model, not a curated record. NCBI's taxonomy places the organism in Eukaryota, Fungi, Ascomycota, Sordariomycetes, Sordariales, Chaetomiaceae. The transcript has 4 exons. Bases 175 to 2025 code for a protein of 616 amino acids. Gene Ontology annotation, molecular function: catalytic activity.
AGCGAGUGCAACGGUAAUUGUCCAUCGAAGCGUAUCGGGCAGCGCACGUGGCGGGACAAACAGUUGUUGUCUUUUGUCUUAUAAUUAACUGCGCUCAAUCGCCGCAGCGGCGUUGGUCACGAUGGAAGGGCGAGCCGUGUCACUCCGCUCGCUGUGGCAACGUUCAAGCGCACCAUGAAGGCGACUUUGGUAUUUUGGCUGUUUGCCGGCCUGCGGUCGCUGGCUGCGGCCGAAACCAUUGCCGAGAUCAACGGGAACAGGUUUAUUUCGCCGUACUCGGGGAAGACCGUCACCAAUGUCACCGGCCUCCUGAUUGCCAAGGGGCCCGAUGGCAUCUGGAUCCGCUCGACGACUCCGGACGACGACGAUGCCACCUCGGAGGCCAUCUACGUGUACAGCAAGACCGUCGGGUCUGCGCUUUCUGUGGGCGACAUCAUCUCGCUCGACGGCAAAGUGUCCGAGUACCGGUCAAGCGAUAGCUACAUUUACCUGACCGAGAUCACCUCCCCAAAGAACGUGCAGGUGGUGUCGACCGGUAACGCAGUGAAGCCCCUAGUCAUUGGCAAGGACACGCUGUCGCCGCCCACGGAGCAGUACACCAGCCUCGACGGCGGUGACAUUUACAGCGUCCCCAACGGUGUUGCCAACAUCUCUGCGGAGAACCCUGUGCUGCAGCCGACCAAGUACGGCCUCGACUUCUGGGAGAGCCUCAGCGGCGAGCUCGUCACGGUGAAGGCGCCAUGGGCCGUCAAGACGCCCAACAAGUACGGCGACACCUGGGUGGUUGGUGACUGGACCGUGACCGGGAAGAAUAGGCAUGGCGGUGUCACCAUGUCGGAUAAGGACUCUAACCCGGAGGUCAUCAUCAUCGGUUCGCCUCUUGAUGGCACCAAGAACCCUUCCAAUUCCAAGAUGGGAGAUCAGUUUGAAGACAUUACGGGCGUAGUCCAGCAGGCCUAUGGCUUCUACGCCAUCCUUCCUCUGACCGCCAUCAAGACGACCACCACCGCCUCUGCCGCGGCCCCUCCCACCACCUUGCUCAGCCAGGGCAAGUGCAAGGCCCUCACAGUCGGCAGCUACAACGUCGAGAACCUCGCUCCGACGUCGGCCCACCUGCCCAAGGUUGCCGGUCAGAUCGUCUAUUACCUCAAGACUCCCGACCUGCUGUUCAUCCAGGAAGUGCAAGACGACAGCGGCCCCACCGACGACGGCGUGGUCUCUGCCAACGCCACCCUCACUGCCCUCGUGGGCGCCAUCAAGGACCUCAGCAACGUCACCUACGCCUUCACCGACAUCAACCCCGUCUCGAACGAGGACGGUGGCCAGCCGGGCGGCAACAUCCGCGUAGCGUACCUCUACCGUCCCGAAGUCGUGAGCCUGUACCUUCCAAACAAGGGAGGUCCCACCGACGCGACCAAGGUUGUGGCGGCACAGGGCAAGGGAAAGAGCUUGGACAGUGCGCCGACUCUGUCCUUCAACCCGGGACGGGUGGACCCGGCCAAUCCGGCGUGGAAGGAUACCCGAAAGCCGCUGGCUGCCGCGUGGACGGCCAAGGGGGCCAGCCGCCCGUUCUACACGGUAAACGUGCACUGGUCCAGCAAGGGCGGCGGCACGUCGCUUCAUGGCGACCAGAGGCCGCCCAUCAACGGGGCCGUGGCGGCGCGAACCGCGCAGGCAAACGUGACGGCGUCGUUCAUUGCAGAGAUUCUGGCCCUCGACCCGGCGGCGAAUGUUAUUGCCGCCGGCGACUUCAACGAGUUUGCCUUUGUGCAGCCGCUCAAGACCUUCGCGGCCGUCUCAAAGAUGGUCGAGCUGGACGAGGCGGUUAAGACACCCGUCGCGGAACGAUAUACCUACGCCUACGACAUGAACGCCCAAGCGUUGGACCAUAUGUAUGUCAGCCCGGCGCUGGCGAAGAGCAAGACGACUCGCUUUGAGCACAUUCACGUCAACUCGUGGGCGGCUUUCGACGAUGUUGUGUCGGAUCAUGACCCGAGCGUCGCUUUGUUUGACGUUUGCGGUUGAGAUGGGGAUGAAAAGGGUUUUCGUACUGUAUUUAAGGUUCUUGAUUUUCUCUUCCCUUUAGACAGCGUCAAUCUUCUUGGGGGUAUAAGUGGUUUUAGGGAUGAUGUCUAUUCUAUCAAACGUUGUAGAACUGUACAAGCUUGAGGAGAAAUCAUGACGCGCGCCUGCCAUUCCGGCUGUAG